UAGAAAAGUAUUGGAGAUUCGUCAGUUCUCGAGUCAUUGGACUCUUCACAUCCAAAGGCACCUUAGUCACAAAGCGAAAAAAGCCACAUGUGAAAACGAGUGAAGCACACCUUAAACAGCAUUGGCCGGGACAAAUAUUUACUUUGUGACGUUAAAUCAGGGAACACGUAGCAUAAAGUUUUGUGAAGGAAGGCACUGAGGCUAUUACCUGUGCUACAGAUGACUUAAGAGUGAUACGUAGUGUAUGGUUCAGUUAUGCUUUUUGAAUUUAUUAUGCGACUUAAAUAUCCGAAUUUUAUCUGAUCUGCAAUUUCGUCAGUGUUUGCUAGUACUGUGGAGACACAUGUCUUUAUUGCUUGAGUCCUCUAAUCAAAUGAAGAUAUGGAAUUCGCCUUUCCUGGUGUUGUUGUGAUGUGGAUAAUUCUUGUCGCCGAUUCAGAGAGCUGACACCUGACAACCACACACUUUUCUGCAAUGGAGGCCUCACCCUUCAGCUGGUUUGUGUCCAGCAGAUGCCCUGCUGAAGACAGAUCUGUCCUGCUGGAGUCUGAGAAAAGCAGAGGCGUCGCUGGACGCGUGCAAGAGCUAUUUCAUGAGGAUGCACAGGGAUCUCCAAGCCACACGCAGCCAUGGUGGAGAGUAAAGCUGUUUGUGUGGGAGCCUGUGCUGUUUGGGACGUGGGAUGGCGUCUUCACCACCUGCAUGAUCAAUAUCUUUGGAGUGGUCCUCUUUCUUCGGACAGGGUGGCUUGUGGGAAACACGGGUGUUUUCCUUGGCAUGCUGCUGGUGUCCCUGGUGGUCGUGGUUGCCCUGGUUACGGUGACGUCGGGGAUAGGCGUGUGUGAGCGGUGCAGCGUUGGCAGUGGUGGCGUUUACUCCAUGAUUUCUACAGUCCUCGGAGGCAGAGUGGGCGGAACAGUUGGGCUCCUUUAUGUCUUUGGCCAGUGUGUUGCAGGUGCCAUGUACAUCACCGGCUUCGCGGAGUCCAUCGCCGACGUGCUGAGCUUCAACAGUGUCUGGGCCGUGCGGGGGAUCUCCUUCGCGGUACUCCUGGGCCUGCUGGGAAUUAACCUCGCUGGGGUCAAGUGGAUCAUCCGUCUCCAGCUCCUGUUACUGGCUGUGCUGGCUGUCUCCACGCUGGACUUCGUUGUGGGGACGUUCUCUCAUUUGGAUCCAGAGCAUGGCUUCGUCGGCUAUUCUGAGGAGUUGCUACAGAACAACACCCUGCCAGCAUACAGUCCUGGGGAGUCCUUCUUCACUGUGUUUGGUGUUUUUUUCCCUGCUGCAACAGGUGUGAUGGCAGGUUUCAACAUGAGCCCAGACCUUCAGAAGCCCGACUACAACAUCCCAGUUGGGUCCUUGGCUGCCAUUGGCAUAUCGUUUGUGCUUCAACAGAGAGGUCCUAAUAAAACCCCAGUGGCAGCCAUAUGUUUAACGAGCUUGAUCACCAUGGCCUUCAUCUUCAUUGGCCAGGUUAACAUCCUGGCUCCCAUAGUUACAAUAAACUUCAUGCUCACUUACAGCUUCAUAGACUAUUCCUACUUCAGUGUGUCAAUGAGUUAUAAACUUCAGAUGAAGCUGAGGAAGCCCCUGCCCCCCGAAGGCUCUGCUCACAAUUCCAGUAAGCCUUUAAUUCUCACCAAGCAUUCCCGAUAUGGAACAGAUGACAUAGUGAAGACCCAGAGAAAUGGAACAUUGCUGGAGUUCACUAAGGACAUGGACCAGAUAUUUCAGUCCCCCGGCCCAGCUACGGAAAAAGCAAAGAAAGAGAAGGAAAGUGCUGUGAGCCACAGAGGCAAAUUCAGGAAGUCCAGAAAGCCUGCCAAGCAAAUGCUGAUGGAUAGCUUUCAGUUAGAAUUCAACAGCUCCAAGACCGCGGAUCAGGAAAACGGGGAAGCCUCAGGCACCGAAGUGCUACACUCUGGAGGAUGGAGUGAAGCAGCAAGUAACCUUCAGGGGCGACGGGGUUCAGCGGAGGAGGGGUUUCAGAUGGGUGACCCACACAUGACUGAUCUGCACCUUCACUUGAAUGGUGAAAAACAGGAAUCGCCUCAUCAACAGCUGCCCACCACAGAGCUCAGGAGUUUAACUGAAAAACAAAAACUUCAAGGGGCUGAAAUUCAACAACUGCCAACCUCUCUUCACACAAGACUCUGUAACCACUGGGUUUCCCUUAUUGGUGCAAUAUGCUCAGUUGCGAUCAUGUUUGUAAUACAGUGGAUCUAUGCUAUUGCAAACAUCGCUAUGGCAACUGUCCUUUAUUUCUACAUUGGCCAAGCAAAUCCAGGUCUGCCAACAGGAGUAUCUGCUAACUUUAGUUUCUUCAAAUGGCUACAAUCUUCUCUGAAGACUAUGGGCAGGCGGGGACCAGCCCCACAGGAUCAGAUUGUUGUGACUCCCUCAUUUGCAGCUGUUGGCAUGGAGACUCAGCAGCUGACCGAGGAGAAUGCCGACUUCGCGUCACGCGACCGUUACCACCAUUCUUCCAUCAUCACUGGAGGAGAACUAACAAGCCAGCUCCAAUAAGAAAGGACCAGUCAGCCCGUCUCUCUCUCUCUCUCUCUGCACCGGCAACAUCCCUUAUUUCUACACCGGUGGACACUUAAAAAUAAUUGCCAGUAAGGUUUUUGUGGAUAAACAUGAAAGAUUGUGUUAUUUCUGCUGGGAAGGUUAUAUUUGUUAUUUGGUGCAGAAAAAAAAUGACAACUUUUUCCGCCCAAUAUAGCUUAUAUCACAAUGGACCUGUAAUGUCCCAUUUUCAUGAUAAAUUAAGAAUAUUUGCUUAAAACUGGCUUGUGCAUAAUCAUUUUGGGCCUAAUUAGUUCACCUUGCCUGAAAAAUUCAUGAACUCUAAUGUAAUCUGCCUUUAUAUUAUGAGAGUAAGAUGUUUAAUUCCGUCAUUGCAACUUUAAGCCACAAACUUUCCAGAAAUGUUUUCACUCCCUUGGUGACUAGCAUUGAGAAAUCCAAAAUCCAGAAGGGAAAACAAAUUGAGAUAAAAUUACACAUUAGGCGUGUUUGCUUUCUCCUUAUAUAAGCAAACUCGAAGAACCUUUGUGGGAAAGGGUUGUCCUUAUUAAAAUUGCCUCCCUGUAUAAAAGUUUCAGAAGAGUAAAAAUACCAGUGCAUUCCCUUUAUCGGAGUCAGCUGGUCUAAUGCAAAAUUCGCCCUUCUUUCAGCCCAUGUGUACAGCAUUGCUCAAACUUUGGACAUCAGAAUGAGCAGCUGUUUGUGUCUACAGAACUUGAUUAGAAAUAAAGUCGAAUAUUGCUGCGCAACUGUU
Molecule: messenger RNA, 3283 nt
Organism: Lepisosteus oculatus (spotted gar)
Lineage: Eukaryota; Metazoa; Chordata; Actinopteri; Semionotiformes; Lepisosteidae
Source: RefSeq, a predicted model, not a curated record